This is a messenger RNA of Cotesia congregata, 1254 nucleotides long. The record is from the annotation of a GenBank genome assembly. NCBI's taxonomy places the organism in Eukaryota, Metazoa, Arthropoda, Insecta, Hymenoptera, Braconidae.
AUGUCAAAAAAAAAUCAAAGAAACGGAUUUUACUAUUUUAUGCUAGAUUUUAAAAAAAGGGAAGAAAAAAAUGGAAAUAAAUUUGCUAGCUUAACUGAAAUUCAAGCUAAUGCCAAGUGUAGUAAGGAAUGGCAAGAAUUGUCGGCUGACCAAAAAAAAAUGUACAACGGUAGAGCAAAAAAAAACACCCAAGAAAAAAAAACCGGUCUUGGUGAAUCAGUGAAGACAUUAGAAGUACGAGAGAUAGAAAAUCAAAAAUAUGAAACAAAUAUGAGAGAGUACAUUGACACUACAAUUAGACAGGACAUUUAUACCAACCGAAUUAAAAUUAUAUCAUUCUACUUUAUUCAUGUUCACUGGUAUUACACCAAAACAGAUAUGGAAAAUGUUGUUGAUUACAUACCGGCUGAAUUUGCAGUCGUUGAAUUUUCUUUAAGUGAAGGUGUGAAAAGAUGUUGCCACGAAAUUAUUAAAUUGAAAAUUGAAAUCGGUUAUGCAAGAGAAGCUAUGGAACAUUCUGAUGAGGUCCACAAAAUUGAGAUUUUCCAAGAUGAUGAAGAAACUAAUUACAAAGAUGUAUACAAAAAAUUUUAUGACUUUAUGACACUUGGAGAUAAAUCAAUGAAAAAACUUCCACCUUUGUAUACGACAAACAAAAUGAAGACUGUUGUUCCUUGUUUCUUCCAGAGGAUAACUGACGCAGCAGGAGUUCCUGCUGAUACAUUUGAUUUGUAUUCAUUGGAAUAUUUGUUUGGUACUUUAAUGAUGGAAUUAAAUGAAGGAUUUCCAGAGACCGGGAAUCGUACUUUGUUAGCAGAGGCUGAAUUGAAUAAGGGAGCUUUCGACUACGUACAAAAUAUUGGCUGCGCGUAUCACAACAAGCUUUUUGAUAUUGGAAACUUGUGCUGUCAAGCUAUUGUAACUCAAUGGGCCUACACACUGUGUGAUGCAUUUUGUCCGAUAUUAAAUAUUAAAAUGAUUGAAGGAAUACACUGCCCUGAUAAAGAUGUAAACCGUAAAAGAGCAGGUGGAUCUUUGACAAUUACUUAUGGCCAGACUGAUCCAAAUCCUUCAAUUAUUGUUCCUUCCGCCAGUUCAUCAGUGUCUAAUUACAAAGCAAUGGGAAGUUCAAGUCGGGCUCCUAUUUCACUGUCCCAAGUACUUGUGGGGGUUGAAGCUAAUCUGGUACCUAAUGAUGAAGACUUUCCCGAAAUUGGUUCAUCUAAAUUCAAGUCACGUUCUAAAAAAAAUUAG